CGAUGCACGCAACGCAUACAGCUAAUCAAUCGAGUGACCUUUGUCUCAAUUCACACUUGCAUUGCGCCUCAGAUCAGUAGUUGAUGUUCAGCUAGUUAGUUAGUCAGCCAGUUAGCUAGUUGGCCAGUGAUCGAAAGGGGCAAAAUGUCGCAGAUGCUGCAGCUGGAUGCCUUGGUCAUGGCCAUGGCCUGUCUAUCCACCACACAGACGGAUCUAGGCGGAGGACUGAUGGUUCCGCCCUCCUUGGAAAAUGCGAGUUCCAGCAGCUGUCCUGUUUCGGCCUUAAGUGCUCUUACCACUCGGCUGCAAUCACUCAACAAGGAAAUCGAUAGUGUAAAGGAGCAGAUAGGCAGUCUCCAGGAGCAGUUGGUGGAUCUGCGAAGAGCGGAAAGCGCAAACGUGGUGGGACUGGCUUCACCCAAUGCGCUGGCAUCUCGAUUCCUGGACAUUGAGCCACAACUCCUGGCCAACGGUGCUGCACUGGCCAUUCCAACCACACCGGAAAACUGCCUGAAACAGCAGCACGGCGUUGUGCGAAUCCGACCCCGCUCGAAUGAGGCACCCUUCUUUGUUUUCUGCGAUCAGAAGGUCAGGAACGGCGGUUGGACCAUGGUGGUCAAUCGCUAUGAUGGCAGCGAGGACUUCAAUCGCAAGUGGGCGGACUACCAGAUAGGCUUCGGGCCACUAACCACCGAGUUCUUCAUCGGAUUGGAUAAGCUGCAUCAGAUAACCAGCAGUGACAACUACGAGCUGUUGGUUCAGCUGCAGAAUCGCAAACAGGAGCUGAGGUAUGCGCUUUAUGAUCACUUCAGCAUCGGCAGUGAGUCGGAGCAGUAUCGUCUCAAUGUUCUGGGGAAUUACCAGGGCGAUGCUGCUGAUGCACUGCGUCAGCACACGGGAAAAAAAUUCAGUACCCACGAUCGGGACAAUGACGAAAGUGAGCAGAACUGCGCGGCUCAGCAGUCGGGUGCUUUUUGGUAUGGCGCCUCGUGCAAUCUUAGCAACCCCUUUGGCCUAUAUCAACGGCUUCUCGAGCGGGAUGUUGAUGGCUUUAAGGGCAUUCUGUGGCGCGGUUUCUUAGAUGGACCCAAAGGUUCUCUGAAAUUAGUUCGCAUGAUGAUUCGACCGCGCGCCAUUUCAUAAAUAAGUAACUUUAUUGGCUACACCAGCCACAUAUAAUCAAACACCCAAUAGGUUAAUAACAAAAAAAACAAAACUAAUGCAAAAUGAAUUACAAAAUAAAUUCUUUUAGACUUCGUUGAGCUUGUCAAUCUCUUGGGUGGUUGUGGUGGUGCGAACAGUGGUGGUUGUGGUGGGAUCCUCAGAUCCUUUGACCACCAGGGCAUCUCCGAAAACUGGCUUGAAGAAGAGCACAAAGCGGGAGUAGCGACGAGCGGAGUUCUGCGGUGGAUUAUACGUAAAACAAAAAUAUAUUAUAGCCAUUUUUUUAAUAAUACGUAAUAAUAAAACAAUAAUAGUCAUGGCUUAU
Molecule: messenger RNA, 1489 nt
Organism: Drosophila erecta
Lineage: Eukaryota; Metazoa; Arthropoda; Insecta; Diptera; Drosophilidae
Product: microfibril-associated glycoprotein 4
Exons: 4
Coding region: 145-1143 (332 amino acids)
Source: RefSeq, a predicted model, not a curated record